Paramecium octaurelia is the source of this 1487-nucleotide messenger RNA. NCBI's taxonomy places the organism in Eukaryota, Ciliophora, Oligohymenophorea, Peniculida, Parameciidae. The record is from the annotation of a GenBank genome assembly.
AUGGAUUAAAGAAUUUAAUUGAUCCAAGCAGACCCAAAUAAUUUCUCAAUCGAUAGAAUUUAUUCAAUAUUGUGGUAUACGAUUUCAAAAACAAAAGAUUUAUCUAUCGAUUAGAAUAUUUUUAUUUGCCCUCACACUGUUUAGAUUGAAUUACAAAAUAAUGAUCAAAUAAGUUAUUAGCCUCAAAGUUGUAAUAUUUGCUCGUAAACCUAAUAUAGAGCAAUUUAACGGGGUAACAGAUAUAAAUAUAUGAUUUGUGGGAUACUUUAUUUUUUAUUAGAAGGUAAUAAUACUCUAGAAUAAUAUUACUAAAGUUAACAAUUCUUUUUCUUUAAAAAUAUUUAUGGAUACUACAAUGAAAAAGAACAUUAUUUGAGAUCAAUUUGCUAAAUAUUGUAGGUAAACAACUUUUAAUAAAAAUAAUAAAUUUUUGAUAACAUGCCUGAGGCUAAUAGGCCCUUAAUUAAAAACCAAUUUCAACUCACUAAAUACUGUGUCAUUAUUAUUUCUCCAUGUUUAGGAACUCCAUUAUUUAGAUAAUAUGAAGAAAAUAAUGCAUAUUAUUUACUAAGUUUCUAAAAUUUAUUGUAAGACCUCAGAUAAAUUUCGUUUUAAAUAGGGUGUGAAAAUGUACCUCCUCCUUGCCUCCACAAUAUAUUCAUUAAUUAAGGAUACCAUCAUUUUUGUAAAUUUAGUAUUAAUAUUUUUCAAACCGACCCUAUUUGUAGAUGUUAGAAUAACCAAAUGGGAACAAUUUUAUAUACCUUAUUAACUAAAGAAGAAUAUGUUGAUGGGAAUCGUAGGACUGGCGAUUUAAUUAUAGAUGAUGAAUUGAUAUUAUUUUCUAGAUACCUUAUAAAUAAAUAUUAAUUCAAUAGUGCUUAAGAGUAGUUUAGACAAUAUGAAAAAAUUAUAGGUAAAAUUGACCGAUUUAGAAGUUCCAAUUCAGUAAUUCUAGGAAACACAAUUGAUGCAAGUUUUUAUGCCAAUAAUUUAAGACGCAAUUUAAAACAUAUUUAACAAACACAUCUCUGGAAUUAUUACAAAAUUUUAUUUUUGUAGGAAAUGAUUGAAUUAUUAGAAAAUAGAAUACUAAGUUAACUUUAAUAUUAUGAGUUCUUAUUUGGAAAAUUAUUCUAAUUGAAACUGAAAUAAGUAUAUAUUUAUUUUAGUUUUAGAUUUAGAGUAUAAGCGCUUAUCUUUAACAUUCGAGUAAUUAAUUGUUGUCAGAAAUUUUACAAAAUUAUAGUUCACAAUGUAACCCGUUGGCCCAAAUAGAACAACAACAACAUUAAAUACAAGAAAAUAAUAUUGAACUCCCUCGAUUAUUUGUUGUUAGAUAGAUACUGUUUGAAAGUAUUUCUAAUGUGAAUGCAUUUGAUGAUUAACAGAACUAAUUCUUCAGAAAUCAGUUUUAAGCUGAGUUUAAUUAUCGAACAAUUAUUGAAUUUGAAGAGAUGCUCUAAAGUGAUCUAUUAUAAGUAUGA